AUGGCUGGUGGAGUCAUCUUGGGUUUCACGGCUUUCUGCCAAGUCCAUCUUGCUUCCGGUAUCUCACCACAGUGGACAGCUGAGGGCACUGUGUACGUUCCUCAGUAUUUCUCUGGAGGCCCAAUUGAAAUGCAAAUGUUUUUACUGGGAUCCUGGGAAGGGGACCUAACCAAAACACACCUAUUGGCUACCACUGUAGAUGGAGCAAGACUGAGAGACCAUAGGGAAGGCAGGACUCAGUGGGGAUGGAGAGAUUUGAAGACAGACCCUGUUCACCAGCUUCUCAUGCAGGAAGUCUUGGUUAGACUGAGGGUUGCCCAGUGCAAUAUCCCAACAGCCCAGCCUUGA
Messenger RNA from Rangifer tarandus platyrhynchus (Svalbard reindeer), 348 nucleotides. The record is from the annotation of a GenBank genome assembly. Lineage: Eukaryota; Metazoa; Chordata; Mammalia; Artiodactyla; Cervidae.